Molecule: messenger RNA, 915 nt
Organism: Selaginella moellendorffii
Lineage: Eukaryota; Viridiplantae; Streptophyta; Lycopodiopsida; Selaginellales; Selaginellaceae
Product: aspartyl protease AED3-like
Exons: 1
Coding region: 1-915 (304 amino acids)
Source: RefSeq, a predicted model, not a curated record
AUGGAUUCCGUACGAAACCAAAAAGUGGCGGCCAACUUGUCCUUGGGUUGUGGCCGCGACAGUGGGGGGCUGCUCGAACUCCUCGAUACGUCUGGUUUCGUGGGUUUUGACAAGGGUAACGUGUCAUUCAUGGGGCAAUUGAGCGCGUUGGGGUACAGGAGCAAGUUUAUCUACUGUUUGCCCUCGGAUACUUUCCGUGGAAAGCUUGUAAUCGGGAACUACAAGCUCAGGAACGCCUCCAUUUCUUCAUCCAUGGCCUACACCCCCAUGAUCACAAACCCACAAGCGGCCGAGCUAUACUUCAUCAACUUAUCGACCAUUUCUAUCGACAAUAACAAGUUUCAAGUUCCAAUUCGGGGAUUUCUUUCCAAUGGAACCGGUGGAACAGUCAUUGACACCACCACCUUUUUGAGCUACUUGGCGUCGGAUUUCUACACUCAGCUGGUACAAGCAAUAAAAAACUACACCACCAAUCUGGUGGAAGUGUCAAACAGCACCGCAGACGGUCUUGGCGUGGAGCUUUGCUACAACAUCUCGGCAAACAGCGACUUUCCUCCACCGGCAACCCUCACUUACCACUUUUUGGGCGGUGCUGGAGUCGAAGUGCCAACAUGGUUUUUGCUUGAUGAUUCAGGCAACGUGAACAAUACCAUUUGCAUGGCAAUCGGGAAGUCUGAGAGUGUUGGACUGAACCUGAAUGUCAUAGGGACGUACCAGCAGCUCGACUUGACGGUGGAAUAUGACUUGGAGCAAAUGAGGUAUGGAUUUGGAGCUCAAGGUUGUAACACCACCAUGGUGGUGGAUGUCAAUACUUCCUCAGCAGUGUUUUCCAGGAAACCACUCUGGCUGAUGUUAGUUGCUCACAGUCUAAAAAGUGGUUUCCCAAGCAAACAAGUGCAAGCAUCUAAUAUUUAA